Equus quagga is the source of this 7643-nucleotide messenger RNA. It is a transcript of the gene ABL2, whose product is annotated as ABL proto-oncogene 2, non-receptor tyrosine kinase. Lineage: Eukaryota; Metazoa; Chordata; Mammalia; Perissodactyla; Equidae. The transcript has 12 exons. Gene Ontology annotation, molecular function: ATP binding; protein binding; non-membrane spanning protein tyrosine kinase activity. Bases 290 to 3835 code for a protein of 1181 amino acids. Gene Ontology annotation, biological process: regulation of apoptotic process; protein phosphorylation. The record is from RefSeq and is a predicted model, not a curated record.
CACGCUCUCCCGGCGCUCGGUGGUUUAAAGAUGGCGGCGGCGGCAGCGGCAGCGUUGGGGGCGCGGAGCCGCGGGCGGGGGAGGGAAAAGGAGAAUCUGUGAGUCGCGGAGAGGCGGCGCGGCGGCUGCUGUGAGGAGACCGGGUGCGGAGCUGCCGGCGGCUCGGCCGUUCAGGGCCGGGGCCUGGAGUGGGAAGGAGAGGCCGGAGCAGCGCCAAGAGCCCGAGGCCGGAGCCGAGGAGGAAUGUGACCGGGGGUCGGCGGGGGCGCGGGAGUACGCGAGCGCAGGGAUGGGGCAGCAGGUGGGCCGCGUCGGGGAGGCUCCGGGGCUUCAGCAGCCGCAGCCCCGCGGGAUCCGGGGCAGCAGUGCAGCCAGGCCCUCCGGCCGCAGGCGGGACCUGGCGGGACGCACCGCGGAGGCCGGCUUCAAUAUCUUCACCCAGCAUGAUCACUUUGCCAGCUGUGUGGAGGAUGGAUUUGAGGGAGACAAGACUGGAGGCAGUAGUCCAGAAGCCUUGCACCGCCCCUAUGGGUGUGAUGUUGAGCCCCAGGCACUGAAUGAAGCCAUCAGGUGGAGUUCCAAGGAGAACUUGCUGGGAGCCACUGAGAGUGACCCUAAUCUUUUUGUUGCACUUUAUGAUUUUGUAGCAAGUGGUGAUAACACGCUCAGCAUCACUAAAGGUGAAAAGCUACGAGUCCUUGGUUACAACCAGAAUGGUGAGUGGAGUGAAGUUCGCUCUAAGAAUGGCCAAGGUUGGGUGCCAAGCAACUACAUCACCCCAGUGAACAGCUUGGAAAAACAUUCCUGGUACCACGGACCUGUGUCGCGCAGUGCAGCGGAGUAUCUGCUCAGCAGUCUAAUCAAUGGCAGUUUCCUGGUGCGAGAAAGUGAGAGCAGCCCUGGGCAGCUGUCGAUCUCGCUCAGGUAUGAGGGGCGUGUGUAUCACUACAGGAUCAAUACCACCACAGAUGGCAAGGUGUAUGUAACUGCUGAGAGCCGCUUUAGCACCUUGGCAGAGCUCGUUCACCACCACUCCACUGUGGCUGAUGGGCUGGUGACAACACUGCACUACCCAGCCCCGAAGUGUAAUAAGCCGACAGUCUACGGUGUGUCCCCCAUCCAUGACAAAUGGGAAAUGGAGCGAACGGAUAUUACCAUGAAGCACAAACUUGGGGGUGGUCAGUAUGGAGAGGUUUACGUUGGCGUCUGGAAGAAAUAUAGCCUUACGGUUGCUGUGAAAACACUAAAGGAAGAUACCAUGGAGGUAGAGGAGUUCCUGAAAGAAGCUGCAGUGAUGAAGGAAAUCAAGCAUCCUAAUCUGGUGCAACUGUUAGGUGUGUGUACUUUGGAGCCACCAUUUUACAUCGUGACUGAAUACAUGCCAUAUGGAAACUUGCUUGAUUAUCUCCGAGAAUGCAACCGAGAAGAGGUGACUGCAGUUGUACUGCUCUACAUGGCCACGCAGAUCUCCUCUGCCAUGGAGUACUUAGAGAAGAAGAAUUUCAUCCAUAGAGAUCUUGCAGCUCGUAAUUGCCUGGUGGGAGAAAACCAUGUGGUGAAAGUGGCUGACUUUGGCUUAAGUAGAUUGAUGACUGGAGACACUUACACUGCUCAUGCUGGAGCCAAAUUUCCUAUUAAAUGGACAGCACCAGAGAGUCUUGCCUACAAUACCUUCUCCAUUAAAUCUGACGUCUGGGCUUUUGGGGUACUUUUGUGGGAAAUUGCUACAUAUGGAAUGUCACCAUAUCCAGGUAUUGACCUAUCUCAGGUCUACGAUCUACUGGAAAAAGGAUAUCGAAUGGAACAGCCUGAAGGGUGCCCCCCUAAGGUUUAUGAACUUAUGAGAGCAUGCUGGAAGUGGAGCCCUGCUGACAGGCCCUCUUUUGCUGAAACACAUCAAGCUUUUGAAACCAUGUUCCAUGACUCCAGCAUUUCUGAAGAGGUAGCUGAGGAGCUUGGGAGAGCCGCCUCGUCCUCGUCUGUUGUUCCAUACUUGCCCCGAUUACCUAUACUUCCUUCUAAGACCCGGACGCUGAAGAAACAGAUGGAGAACAAGGAGAACAUCGAAGGGGCACAAGAUGCCACAGAAAAUUCUGCUUCCAGUUCAGCACCAGGGUUCAUUAGAAGUGCACAGGUCCCCAGCGGUUCCCCAGCACUGCCUCGAAAGCAGAGAGACAAGUCGCCCAGCAGCCUCUUGGAAGACGCCAAAGAGACAUGCUUCACCAGGGAUAGGAAGGGAGGCUUCUUCAGCUCCUUCAUGAAAAAGAGAAAUGCUCCCACACCCCCAAAACGCAGCAGCUCCUUCCGAGAAAUGGAGAAUCAGCCCCACAAGAAAUAUGAACUCACGGGUAACUUCUCAUCUGUUGCUUCUCUACAGCAUGCUGAUGGGUUCUCUUUCACUCCUGCCCAGCAAGAGGCGAAUCUGGUGCCACCCAAGUGCUAUGGGGGGAGCUUUGCACAGAGGAAUCUCUGUAAUGACGACAGUGGUGGGGGUGGGGGCAGUGGCACUGCUGGGGGUGGGUGGUCUGGCAUCACAGGCUUCUUUACACCACGCUUAAUCAAAAAGACACUGGGCUUACGAGCGGGUAAACCCACAGCCAGUGAUGACACUUCCAAGCCUUUUCCAAGGUCAAACUCUACAUCUUCCAUGUCCUCAGGGCUUCCAGAGCAGGAUAGGAUGGCAAUGACCCUUCCCAGGAACUGCCAGAGGUCCAAACUCCAGCUGGAAAGAACAGUGUCCACCUCUUCUCAGCCAGAAGAGAAUGUGGACAGGGCCAAUGACAUUCUUCCAAAAAAAUCAGAGGAGGGUGCUCCAACCAGGGAGAGACCAAAAGCCAAACUUUUGCCCAGAGGAGCCACAGCUCUUCCUCUGAGAACGCCCUCUGGGGAUCCAGCCAUUGCAGAGAAAGACUCUCCAGGGGUGGGGGUGGCUGGAGUGGCAGCUGCCCCAAAGACCAAGGAGAGGAAUGGUGGGGCACGACUUGGCAUGGCUGGAGUCCCAGAGGAUGGCGAGCAGACAGGCUGGUCUUCUCCAGCCAAGGCUGCGGCAGCCCUCCCCACCACUCACAACCACAAAGUGCCAGUCCUUAUCUCACCCACUCUGAAGCACACUCCAGCUGACGUGCAGCUCAUUGGCACAGACUCUCAGGGGAAUAAAUUCAAGCUCUUAUCUGAGCAUCAGGUCACAUCCUCUGGAGACAAGGACCGACCCCGACGGGUAAAACCAAAGUGUGCCCCACCCCCACCACCAGUGAUGAGACUACUGCAGAAUCCGUCCAUAUGCUCAGACCCCACGGAAGAGCCGACUGCCCCGACUACAGGACAGCCCACGUCAGAAACACAGGAAGGAGGGAAAAAGGCGGCUCCGGGGGCAGCGCCCGUCAGUGGGAAAGCUGGGAGGCCUGUGAUGCCUCCACCUCAAGUGCCUCUGCCCACAUCUUCCAUCUCGCCAGUGAAAAUGGCCAAUGGCACAGCAGGUACUAAAGUAGCUCUGAGGAAAACCAAACAGGCGGCCGAGAAAAUCUCGGCAGACAAAAUCAGCAAAGAGGCCCUACUAGAAUGUGCUGACCUACUGUCCAGUGCAAUCACGGAACCUGUGCCCAACAGCCAACUGGUGGACACUGGACACCAGCUGCUCGACUACUGCUCAGGCUACGUGGACUGCAUCCCUCAAACUCGCAACAAAUUUGCCUUCCGAGAGGCUGUGAGCAAACUGGAACUCAGCCUGCAGGAGCUGCAGGUGUCUUCAGCAGCUGCCGGUGUGCCCGGGGCAAACCCUGUCCUUAAUAACUUAUUGUCAUGUGUACAGGAAAUCAGUGAUGUGGUACAGAGGUAGCCACUGUCAGCCUGGUGGGAAGAUGCACACAUUUCUGAGGGGAGAUGGAAGGGACUUGUUUUCCUGUGUUCUUGUUUUCAAAAAAUGAAAGACUGAUACUUGAGUGUGUUUAUGUGAAGUACCUCAGAUCUCUGAGUUCUCACGUUUACAGGUUCAUCUCAGAAAUAACAAAAAGCAAAACACAUAGGAGAGGGAAAUGAGAUGGGGGCAGGGCGGUCGUGGCCAGGAUUAGAAGCUGCACUGGGACAUCAGGAGACGGGUAUGUCGUGCCAUGAAGAACCAAAUCGAGCCCGUUCUUACCUGGAAUGAUGGGAAGUGGUUAGACGGGGCUGCUCUUGGCAGGGCCACAGUGACCGUGCCCAGACAGUGGAGUGGCUGCGGCACUCAUGCUGCACCAUCGAACGGAAUUGACCGGGGCUCCUGUAGGUACUAAUGGUGAUUAUGCUCGAACUCACCUAACGAAUUUGGUGGGGCAGAAGAAAGGAAAGCUGGGAACGUACCAGGGGAAGUUUUGUUUAAGGCUCUUAGAAGCAGCUGUUAGCCUUGCUUCGACAAGGUCACUGCUACAGCAAAAACUGCAGAUCAGUUUGCUAGAAUACAAAACUGGGAAACGUGGCCCUUCUCUAUGCUCCUGUCCUGUUUUCCAUUGGUGCAGGAAGUAAAGAAUGCUAGGAAGUAGUCGGGGGGAUUGAAAACUCCUCCUAAAAUCUUACAUUGAUUAGCAGAAGUCAGUUCUCCCAGUCUAGUGUAUUAUUUCCUGAUGGGCCAGGAUCAGCUUUCUGCUUCUUGGUGCCUAUCUGUAAACCAUAGGCUUAGGGGUCUCCUUAGCGGUUCUUUGCUGCCCUUUGCUGGGCAGGCUGUCUUCUCUUAUUCCUGGCAGCAUUCAGGGCAUUAACCAACAUUGAUUUUGAAAAUAGUGGUCAUAUACAGGUUCUCACAGGAGAAUCCUUUUCUGACACAGUGCCCCUGCACACUGACAUACUGGCCAAGAACUUGAGCAGCUGUGUAUUUCUUCAUCAACUAAAACACCAAGGCGAGGGUCUCUUCUUGAAACCCAACGGCCAGGCCCAGAGGCGUGUGACUGAGAGAAGCUGGCUUGGGUCCUGAUGGUUGUUGCUCUGUCCCUUCCCUCUCCCUUAUCACCUGAGACCCAGUGUAGGUAGAGAGUAGGGAGAAGCAUUCUCUUACUCUCUAUGGAUUUUAAAUGAAUUACCCCAAAUUAUUCCUGUAUGCUUUUCUCCUCUCACUUAUCCUUGCCCCAUUGUUGUGCUUGUUUGUAAAGAUCAUAUUGGAAAUAAUCUUUGAUAUUUAUUUUGUCAUUUCACCUCUGUUUUAAAAAUGUGUAAUUGAAGGAGCAGGUCAUCACCAGAGAACACCAAUUAGAUCCUGGAAACCUAAUGACUUAACGCUCAAAUACAUUUUGCCCUUGAAAAAUAGGCCUUUUCCAUCCCUAUUCAGUUAUAACUAUGGAAGCUAAUUAGGAUUGCAUGGAAAUGAAUCGAAUUGGUAAGAUAUUAUUAAUAUUCUUGAUAUCAGAUCUCAUUCCAGUUACCACUUUAUUCUCUUUUUAAAGUUUUAUGACCUGCCCCCCCCAGGAAGAACCCAAUAGAAAAAAAUAAAUCCAUUAUUUUUUCCUCCCGAAGGAAUAUUAACUUAGGAAGAUAGGAGUUCAGCAUUGAUGAACAGUGAGUUUUCUUCCUGGCUCUGUCAUCGAUCCACUGUCAAGCCACAGCUCCAUCUCUUAAUCUAUUAAAUGAAGGUAAUGAUACAUGUUCUCAAGGGUGUUUUCCAAAUAAGUGUAUAGCUAUCCCUUUGAGAGCAUCUCUAGAAAGCUCUUGAGUGCAGUGUUGUUAUGUUGAAUGGUUUUUCAUCUCUUCUUUGCUCAGUAGUAGACAAUGAAAUUUAGAACUGCUGAGAUUGCAUUAACUGGGCUAGAGUACUAGGCGGGGAAACUAUGUUUUGGACAGAGUUUGGCAUCUUUGACCAAGGAGGAAAUUUAGUUUUCAUUAAAAAGAAAGGAAAACUUGAUUCUUAUCAUAGCUGCUCCAGAGGAGGCCCAGGCCAAGAGAAGGCUAAGAAGGGAGGAGACGGUACUGGGCACUCCUGGGGGCUGGGUGAUCCCUGUCUGUCCAUCACUCACAGAGGCAGCACAGGCAGCUAGUGCUCUCGUUCAUCUCCUUGCAGCUGAAGGAGAAGAUAGAGCUCCCUGUAACUUGCGUUAGAAACCGACAGUCCUCCUUUCUUCUUUGCCACUUCCCUGCAUCAUACACUUCCAUAAACUUGAAAUCGUUUUAGCGAUUAGCCUUUUAAGGGUGGGACAGGGAAAGCUAAAACUUUAGAAUAUUACUAUGCUGCUUUUUAAGUUUAUCCCUGUCAUUGUGGGAUGCAAGUUGAGGGAUUAUAAUUGACUUUCAGGGGAUUUUUUUUUUUUUUUUUUUUUUUUUUUUUUUAAAUCAAGGGAUCUUUCCUUGAGAGCUCUGAAAAUAAGCCUUGGAGGAACACUACUGAGUGUAUUUCAGCUCCCUGGUCUUCUCACUGAAGAACAGUCUGGAGGGUGGGGGCUGUGUCUUACUCAGGGGCCGCACCUGGCUCUGUCUCGCCUGCGUUAGGUGCUCAGUGAGGUCAUGGAGAGCUGAUUUUCCUCAGCACUGUCGAAUAGCCUUGGCUGUCGUGGCACACUCCAUCCACGUGAUGCUUGAACCGCGUAACUUCAGGAGGUGCGGGCUCAGGGCUCAGGUUAAAGAGACACUGUCAACUUACUGUAAAAGUAGAACUUAGGCUUUUCCUUUUUCUACUUGAAAAGGACCAGAGUGAAAAAAAUAACCUUAUGUAAAUUUAAAAGUUUGAAUUCAAAGCAGAGAAAACUGCUUCUAGAAGUUUAAUUCUAUCUAGUUUAAAAGCAAAGCAGGUAGCAGGAGCAAAAGCCCUUCUACAAGGUGUUGGAAACUUUCUAAAGUGGUUAUAUGUAUGCAGACCUUUGGACUGCCAUGGCUGAAUCCUUUCAUGUACAGAUCUAUGAUUUCAGGUUAGAUUUCCUACCUUAAAAUGCAGUGUUUUUUGUAGAAUACAUCUUGAUUGUACUUUACAUGAAAUAUUUUCUUAAAAGGCUUUGUGUAAAAUUAGAAUGUGUAUAUUUUCCUACAGACUGACAUUGUGAUUUUCAGAGAUACAGCCUUAAAAAAAAUUGGCCCUAAGAAAUUCAUUCAGUGUUUUUUGAGAUAACCUCUGUGCAUUGAGGUCAUUAGUGGAGACCCUUUCCCAGCUGCAUUUUGGGGUUUAAAUCAGAAUUUUCUUACAAUUCAGUUGAAAGUUGGCUAGUAAAAUAGUGCCCAGUUAAUAAAACAUGCUGACUUUGCUAAGGCAUAGCCCAUAUUUAAAGUCAUGGGGCUUUUGAGUUUAAAGGACACGGUAUGGACAGCAAUUAGGAGUUCAGACUCUAAAGCCAGUCUAGAAGUUGAGGCAUUUUAACCUUCCUGGGCCUUAGUUUCCUCAUUGGAAAACAGGGAUAAUAGUAGUGACUACCUCAGGGUUGUUGUAAGGAUGAAAUGAGAUAAUGUAUGUGAGCUACUUAGCUUGAGUGCCUAGCACAUAAUGAGCACUCCAUAAGUGUCAACUACUGCUAUUAUUAAACUUAGUCCAGUGAGUCUUAGCCAGGGAUGCACAACAAAAUCUCCUGGAGUUUAAAAAAAACACAAAAAAACCAUUUCCAUCGGCCUCACCCCAGAUCAGAAUUCCCAAAAGGGUGGGGUCUUCGUGCGUUUUCCAAGAAUCCCUCCAGGUGUUUCAGACAGCCGACACUGUCUGAACA